Molecule: messenger RNA, 3605 nt
Organism: Culex quinquefasciatus (southern house mosquito)
Lineage: Eukaryota; Metazoa; Arthropoda; Insecta; Diptera; Culicidae
Gene: stumps
Exons: 10
Coding region: 329-3547 (1072 amino acids)
Cellular component (GO): cytosol
Molecular function (GO): fibroblast growth factor receptor binding; transmembrane receptor protein tyrosine kinase adaptor activity
Source: RefSeq, a predicted model, not a curated record
CGAGAAAUUUACACACAUUUAUGAUCGGAUGGCGAACGACGUCACUUUAGUUAGUAGUUUUCAGUACGAUCUCGAAAGUGUGCGUGCGUGAUGCGCUCUCUUCUUAAGUGGGAUUCAAGUUUUUUUUUUCUAAUGUGAGAUAAGAUAUUUUGUGUAAUUUAAACAAUGAACCAAAUAUAUCAAUAGUACCUCGCUUUACUGUGCUUCGUUAACUUUUAUUUGAUUGAAAAGUGUUGUGCAAGCCUAAAAAGUUAUUACAUUGUGAAUACACACUCAACAAAAAUUGUAUUGCUAGCUGAUCUUGGUUCACUUCCGGUCAACGGAAACAAUGGAUCAAGAUAAUCCAAAUUACUUUGAUGAUCAUGUGGCUAGUAGUGGGGCCGAGCCAAAUAGUAAGAGUUUCUUUCUGUUUAAGAAAAGAAGCUCGGCUAGUAGAGCAACGCCGAUCAAAUCAUCAAAUCCGAUCAUAGCCCCUGCAAUGAUCAACAAACGCAGCGGCAGCUUUAAAGGACUCUUGCGUUCGAGAAGUAAUUCAAACAGCAGCACGACACCCAAAGCUGCUCAUUACAGUCGAGACUACAAUGCGCUGGAUGCUGGUAGUUUCAGUGGAAACGAUGAUGUGUUUUACUCGAAUACAAUUACACCAAAGUGCAAUGAUGCACAGAACGAUAAAGGCAACAGAGAACACAGAUGUGGCAGCGAAAUCGAGCUGAGAAGGCAUUCCAUUGGAACUUUCAUGAUGAAAGAAAAUUUUAGGUUCGGAUCAAUAUCUGAUGAGGUUCCAAGAACAAUUGCCCCUAAAGCUCCGAGCUUUGCACUCAACUGUAACGAUAUGUGUGGCAAUGCAGCAGAUGCAGCUGGUGAUAUCUUAUUUGUGUUGGCAAAGCAUAGCGAGCAAGCUCUGGUGUGGGUUAAUCAUCUGAAAACCUGCUUCGAUAAAAUUACUAAACAGCGUGGUAGACAGCCUUUCAAAUUUUUACACUUCAAAGUUGACGGAGCUCAAAUCACACAGCAAUUUGUGCAAAUGUGCAAAUCGACGAAACUGCAGAUAGUGAUUAUCUGUCCAACCCUGCUGUCAUUCUCGAGUGUGUAUUUGUAUUCAACCUUCAAACAAGUCCUGAAACCAGACUGUGUAUUGGGCAUGCUUUUGGAUGUCGCCGAGAAUCACAUGGCGGAAAUUCACGAAUCGACCUUUCCCGGAUACCACAAGUGGCGCAUUUCUUCUCCUAGAGAUGUGGGGGAUCACGACCAGGCGUUUGUCAACGAGUUACUCGGCAUGGCGAUCGACAUUCUGGGUCGAGUGAUGCGCCAACAACUUUUGAGUAGUGAAAUUGGAAAUGCCGUUUCUGAGCAAAAGCCUCAGCCAACUGCUCAUUCUAGCUCCGCACACCAUGAUACGUUCACAUUGUUUCCGAGAAAGGUUAAAGUUGGUCAAAAUAAGAUCAUUAUAAUUCUCGUGGAACAUUUAAUGAAGGAUGAUUGGAUUAAGAUCAAAAUAGAAAUGUCAAAUGAAACAAUAGAAAUAACUAAUGUCAAACGUCGGAAUCCUUACACUAUACAGUUUAAUAUACCAGAUGCCUGUUUGGAAAUUUCCAUGAUGAUUGGAGUGCGUGUGGAGAAGAACAAUAUCGAUUUAGGAUGUCGUCCGCUCAAGUGUGAGAGUCGUCUCCGUGAGCUGGAGCAAAUAUUAAAAUCACAGACAUCACCGGUGGAGUUUUUAUGCCAAUCCGUUGGCAUUGCGAGCGCAGACCGGGACAGGCUUGAUAGUUUGCUGCUGCAGUCCUUUCAGAAAAAUGUGCCCACAAAUUUUCACUUACUCAACUCAGUUGAGAGCGCGAGUGGGCUGAAAUCUCGCCGGGAAUCUCAUCCGGAAGAGUACCCAACAUUGCUACAUUUUUCUGCUCACUGGGGGCUAGAACGGUUAAGUCUCCAGUUGAUGGAUUGUCCCGGAGGUGAUGUUGCAUGCGGCUUGAGGAAUUUUGCCGGUCGUACGCCUAUGGAUUUGGCUGACAUUGCAGGACACAUGAAAUUGGCAAACAGUUUCAGAAACUUUUCUCAAAUGCACGAGUUUACCACAAUGUACUAUUAUUUUAAAGGGAUCAGUGAAGCUUCACCGGAUAAAAUCAUCAUUCAGCCCAAAAUGGCACAUUCAUCAAAUACUUGUAAUCUAGUUCGACAUCACCAGAGCGAGGGCUACAUGAAGAUGGACGGCAGCGGUAGUGAUAUUGAAUCUAGUCAAAACGAGACAUUCAAUUCUGUUUCUAAUCUAAACUAUUUAAAUUUUGAGGCAACAGGGCAUGGGCAGGAUGAGGUUGAUUUAGCUAUAGAUAAGAAGAAACAAGCCGAGAAAGACAAAGAAAUAUUAAAUAAUCUCAACAGUGAUAUUGACCAUGAUGCCAGGGAGCAAGAGAUAUUAUUUAAUGAGCUUAAGAUAACAGAACCAAUGUAUUUCGAAUCUAGUGAUGUUAACAAAAGUGACGCCUUUAGUCAGGAGUGCUCGAAUCUAUUAGAGAGUUGUAAUGCGUCAGAUGUUAAUGAUUUUGAUUAUCUCGUGCAGCCAUCAAAUCUUCCAGUUCGAAAAAUAGAUACGGUAGAAUCAGAUUAUCUUGUGCAGCCGUCCAAUAUUCCGGUGCAUGAAUAUACGAACCUCGAAAUAGGGCGUGAUUGGCAUGAUGUCCAGGAAGCUGGAAGGGACCUUUCUCACCUACGUUUGAGUUUUAAAAAGAAAGACUCCGAGUCCUCAGGCACGUCCAAGGACAGAGGCUUGCAAAGACAAGAAAGCAAUACGUCUAAAAAAUCGGUUGACGACGAACUCCUGGAAAUUAUAGCAGAUUUCAAGAACAAUGUUUUCACUAUACAGGAAGUAGAGUCUUUAGUAGAAUCCUGGAAAUCUAGGAAUGAUGUUCAGAAAUGUUUCAAAGAUAAACAGGAGCAGCUACAAAAAAUGCGUGAAGAAUAUGAACGAAUCCAGCAACAAAUGAAGGAAAAACUUAAAAGGCCCACACCUUUCGAGAGAAUGAAGAAAAUGUUUAGCAGGAAUAAAAGCACCACAAAUACCAAAGAUACUCAAUCGAGCAGUGGACCGUCGGACAUAUGCGAAGAUAUUAAAUUUUCAAUGAUGCCGUCUACUUCACAGAGUAAUCGGCCAAAUAGUUCAUCUAGCCUGCACAGUAUUUCCAGCAAUUCUUCAGGCAUAAGCAGUAGCAAUUCAUCGGAGGAACGAAAAUGUGUAACCAAAGUUCGAGCAGGCAGCUCAAUGGAAGAUUAUAUGAUUCCUCCAUCCCCGCGUCCUCUUAAUCCAGUUCUGGAAAAUCGACCAAUUUCGAACGCUCACGACUCUGAUGAACACUACACUGCAUUUCCAUCAAAUGUACCAGUAGCGGUUCAACAGCAAAUGAGUGACUACGUGAACACUAGUGCAAUGCUGAAUUCAAUUGACGAAAACAACGAAACGGAAACGAUUUUGCAAUCGAUUAAUGUUCAAAGACAAAAUGUUUCUUACAGUCAGCUAGAUAUUGUACGACCUUCGAUGAGUUCAUUCAAGUAAAUACAAAUACAUAUUUUUCAAAACCAAAAUUAUUUAAGAAAUACAAGUGUAAGAAUUA